CCACCGGGUAAACAGUUCCAUUUAAAAUUCCCCUCUCCGCUUCUUUGUUUUUUUUCCACGAAGGCAACUAGUCCUCAUCGGCCGCGAGGGCUACCAUGUUCUGAGCUCCGACCGUCUGGAUUUCCUCCCCUCCUCCCUCGCGCCCUUCUAAUCCCCUACUAAAACCCUCCCUUUCUCCAUCACCUCGCUGCUCUCCAUCGCUCCCAUGGCGUCGGGGUCGCAGUUGGAAGCGAUUAAGAGGGCGAAGGUGCUGAUGGUGGGGGCCGGCGGAAUUGGAUGCGAGCUCCUCAAAACCCUAGCGUUGUCCGGCUUCCAGGAUAUUCACAUUAUAGAUAUGGACACAAUUGAAGUCAGUAACCUCAAUAGACAAUUUUUAUUUCGACAGAGUCAUGUGGGGCAAUCUAAGGCUAAAGUUGCUCGAGAUGCUGUCCUAAAGUUUAGGCCUCACAUCAGUAUAACACCAUACCAUGCAAAUGUCAAGGAUCCUGAAUUCAAUGUGGAAUUUUUUAAGCAAUUUAAUGUGGUUUUGAAUGGCCUUGAUAACUUAGAUGCUAGACGACAUGUUAACCGCCUUUGCUUGGCUGCUGAAGUUCCUUUGGUUGAAAGUGGAACCACAGGUUUCCUGGGGCAGGUCACUGUCCAUGUCAAGGGUAAAACUGAGUGCUACGAAUGCCAACCAAAACCAACUCCAAAGACCUAUCCCGUUUGCACCAUCACCAGCACUCCUUCAAAGUUUGUUCACUGUAUCGUUUGGGCAAAGGACCUGCUUUUUGCAAAGUUGUUUGGAGAUAAAAAUCAGGAGAAUGAUCUUGACGUGCGCCCCAGUGAUGGCACUAAUUCAACGAAUCCUACUGAAAAUGUGUUUGAGCGAAGGGCGGAUGAGGAUCCUGAACAGUAUGGUCGUAAAAUUUAUGAUCAUGUUUUUGGAUAUAACAUUGAAGUUGCAUUAGCUAAUGAAGAAACGUGGAAGAAUAGAAACAAACCUAGGCCUGUCUAUGUCAGAGAUGUAUUUCCAGACAAACUUAUCCUGCAAAAUGGAAGUUUGGAGAAGAAUUGUGUUACUGAAGAGUCAGCUGUGUCAGCUAUGUCAUCUCUUGGUCUGAAGAAUCCUCAGGAUAUUUGGAGUCUUGCUGAGAAUUCAAGAAUCUUUUUGGAGGCCUUGAGAUUAUUUAUUGAAAAACGACAGAAGGAUAUUGGGAAUCUGACAUUUGACAAAGAUGACCAAUUGGCUGUAGAAUUUGUGACUGCUGCAGCAAAUAUCAGGGCAUCUUCUUUUGGCAUUCCUUUGCACAGUCUGUUUGAAGCUAAAGGUAUUGCUGGCAAUAUUGUUCAUGCUGUUGCAACAACAAAUGCUAUUAUUGCUGGUUUGAUAGUAAUUGAAGCAAUCAAGGUUCUCCAGAGCGAUUUUCAGAACUACAGGAUGACAUAUUGUCUUGAACAUCCAUCAAGAAAGAUGCUCUUAAUGCCGGUACAGCCAUUUGAGGCUAAUAAAUCAUGUUAUGUCUGUUCUGAGACACCCCUGCUUCUGGAGAUAAAUACUCGAACCUCAAAGUUGCGGGACUUCGUUGAGAAGAUAGUGAACAACAAACUGGGCAUGAAUUUACCAUUGAUAAUGCAUGGCUCAACCCUCAUCUUUGAGGCUGGUGAUGAUCUAGAAGAAGAUGUUGCUGCCAAUUAUGCGUUGAACCUUGACAAGGCCUUAGCAGAACUUCCUGCUCCAGUUACCAGUGGGACUGUGCUCACAGUUGAGGAUUUGCAGCAGGAAUUGUCAUGCAAUAUAAACAUCAAACACAGGGAGGAGUUUGAUGAGGAAAAAGAACCUGAUGGGAUGCUCCUGUCUGGGUGGGUAGCUCCUACUGAGAAAGACGCUCGGCUUGUAAGCAAUGGUGAGAGUACAUCAGCUGCGCAACUGGCAGAAAAAUCUGAUGAGGAUGGGAUAGCUCCGGCCAGAUCUGGGACAAAGAGAAAACAAUCUGAGAUGUCGGAAAUGAUAGACAAUAUUGAUGAUAUGAAGCCUUGUUCAAGCCUUGACAUUGGUGAUCAACUAAAUCCUCAAGAGGUUGAAGACAAUGAUGAUGAUGAUGAUGAUAUUGUCAUGCUUGACGAGAACCCUGGACCAAGCAAGAGGAAGAAAUUACAAUAGAAUGUACUGUCAAUUAUUUCAAAUGAUGCAUCUUAUUCCAACCUGAAUAGAUGGUAUCCAGUUAUCUAUUAACAGCUUUUGACCUUAUAGGAUUCUAAUAUCAUCACUAACACAUUGUUCCUGGUGCAUCGUCAAUGUAAUUAAUUGCUUGGGCGAAGUCCAUGGACAUGGAAGUGCAUGUUUAAAAGCAUGGUGAAGAUUAUGUGUCCACCAUAUAGGUUGGUAAGCAUAGUUGGACUGGUGAUAUUGGAAUUUUUUUUUUUUUUUGACAUUUUGGUUGGAGUAAGAUGUGAUCUGUUUUUUGAUGGGUGUAACGUGUUAACUACUGAUAAUUUUUUGACUUUUUAAAUUAUGUAUGCAAGGAUUUGUUUUUACUGUUCCAGUUAGA
Messenger RNA from Phoenix dactylifera (date palm), 2531 nucleotides. Its product is annotated as SUMO-activating enzyme subunit 2-like. The record is from RefSeq and is a predicted model, not a curated record. Gene Ontology annotation, cellular component: SUMO activating enzyme complex; cytoplasm. Gene Ontology annotation, molecular function: SUMO activating enzyme activity. Gene Ontology annotation, biological process: protein sumoylation. Lineage: Eukaryota; Viridiplantae; Streptophyta; Magnoliopsida; Arecales; Arecaceae.